This is a messenger RNA of Syzygium oleosum, 1224 nucleotides long. RefSeq lists its product as uncharacterized. The record is from RefSeq and is a predicted model, not a curated record. The transcript has a single exon. Bases 123 to 1085 code for a protein of 320 amino acids. NCBI's taxonomy places the organism in Eukaryota, Viridiplantae, Streptophyta, Magnoliopsida, Myrtales, Myrtaceae.
CAUAGUGAAGAGUCAAAGUCUCCGUCCCAUUAUCCUAAAUUCCCCGUGAAAUCGCCUCUCCUCCGCUGGUCUUGCAUCCGAUCAAGAGAACUCAAGAACCCAACUUGGGCACCAGCUGCAUCAUGGCGAAGGGCAGGCUCGGGUUCGUCGGGAUUCUCAGGGAAGCGCUGAGAAUAUCCACCACCAGCCCCAGGUUCUUGACCCUCGCCUUCCUCACAUCCUUCCCGCUCUUCUGCUCCCUGCUACUGAACGAGCUUCUCCUCCAGCAGACGUUCCUCAGCACCGCCCACCUUGCGUUUCGUGGAUUGUCUGAGUUCAGUACUAGCAGCGACAUUGGUGGGUUCCGCACAUACUCUGUCCUGGGGUCCAUAUGCGUCCUCCAGAGAUGGGUGGGAGAGGCCUCUCGAGGGUUGGUCUUGAUGAGUGCCCUGUACUUGGCCAUCGUCAACCCGCUAGACCUCCUCAACUCUAUGAUGGUCGUUCGCAACGCAUCUGCGAUUUACGCGGGAGAGAAUUUGCCGAAUCCGAGGGAAUUCUUCGUCCGACCCUUGAAAAAGAUUGGCUUCGGGGGGCCUCUGGUCACUUCCAUGUAUUCGCUUGUGCUCUCUUGCCUCACUUUGCUUGUAAUUGUGUCCUUCGCGUCUAACCUCUGUGGGUUGUCUUCACCUUUCGGGCUGGGUGGGCUCGCCAUCGUGCUGGUCUUCGCGGCCUUGUUCGCGAAGUAUAUGGAGUGGAGUGUGAUAUGGAACACGGGGAUCGUGAUCUCGAUAUUGGAAGAGAAGCAUGGUGACAUUGCAUUAGGAGUGGCUGCAUAUGUGAGCAGAGGGAGCAGAAGAAAGGGGCUUGCCCUUAUGCUUGUGUUCUUCAUUUGCAGGUUUGCCCUGAGAUUGUCUUGCCUCUAUUUCGCCUGGCACGGUAAAGAAUGUAUACUUGUUGCGACCGUUGCGCAAGUCUGCUUAGUGUGUUUGGGGAAUGUGGUGAAGUGGUCGGUGUUCAUGGUGUAUUACUGUGACUGCAAGAAAGGGCUUCUCGAGAAAAAGAUCGAUGUGGAAGAAGGCAAAGCUGCUCAACUUAUGAAAAGAUAGAGAUUGGGUUUUGGGAAAGACGUUAGCGUUCAGUAUGCAUUGUUUUCGGUUUGUAAUGAGGUGUGUGUAUCAACCAUCCUGUAUCGUUUAAAUUAAGACAUAAUGGAUCCGUUUCGGUAUAAGGAUAUCGCAUUCAGAA